This is a messenger RNA of Myripristis murdjan (pinecone soldierfish), 313 nucleotides long. It is a transcript of the gene bglap, whose product is annotated as bone gamma-carboxyglutamate (gla) protein. The coding region runs from base 1 to 303 and encodes 100 amino acids. Gene Ontology annotation, biological process: response to vitamin K; osteoblast differentiation; bone development. Gene Ontology annotation, molecular function: hydroxyapatite binding; calcium ion binding; structural constituent of bone. NCBI's taxonomy places the organism in Eukaryota, Metazoa, Chordata, Actinopteri, Holocentriformes, Holocentridae. The record is from RefSeq and is a predicted model, not a curated record. Gene Ontology annotation, cellular component: extracellular region. The transcript has 4 exons.
AUGAAGACCUUGGUCCUGGUUCUCCUGGCAGCUGUCUGUCUGUGUUCGGAUGCCUCGACUGGCUCCCAGCCAGCAGAUGCUGCCUUGUCUUUCACUGCACAGGAGGGAAACACAGAUAUGUUUGUAGCCAAGGAUGAGGCAUCAACAGUGGUGAGGCAGAAGAGAGCUGCUGGAGAGCUGACCCUGGCCCAGCUGGAGAGCCUGAGAGAGGUGUGUGAGACCAACGUGGCUUGUGAUGAGAUGAUGGACACAAAUGGAAUUAUUGCCGCUUACACCGCCUACUAUGGACCAAUCCCUUACUAGAUGCCAACAG